Molecule: messenger RNA, 3092 nt
Organism: Ictidomys tridecemlineatus (thirteen-lined ground squirrel)
Lineage: Eukaryota; Metazoa; Chordata; Mammalia; Rodentia; Sciuridae
Source: RefSeq, a predicted model, not a curated record
CCUCACUAGAAAGAAAUGGUCAACUUUGUAGUGUGCCAACUCUUUGCCUUGUUAGCAGCCAUUUGGUUUCGAACUUAUCUACAUUCAAGCAAAACUAGCUCUUUUAUAAGACAUAUAGUUGCUACCCUUUUGGGCCUUUAUCUUGCACUUUUUUGCUUUGGAUGGUAUGCCUUACAUUUUCUUGUGCAAAGUGGGAUUUCCUACUGCAUUAUGAUCAUAAUAGGAGUGGAGAGCAUGCACAACCAGUUGACACCCAUAGAAUGCUUCUGGACUUUUGCCAAAUUCUUGGUAUACUGUUUUGUGUUUGCUUUGGGAUACCUCACAGUGUGCCAAAUCACUAGAGUCUAUAUCUUUGAUUAUGGACAAUAUUCUGCUGAUUUUUCAGGCCCGAUGAUGAUCAUCACUCAGAAGAUCACCAGUUUGGCUUAUGAAAUUCAUGAUGGGAUGUUUCGAAAGGAUGAAGAACUGACUCCAUCACAGAGGGUCUUGGCUGUAAGGCGCAUGCCAAGCCUCCUGGAGUAUGUAAGUUACAACUGUAACUUCAUGGGCAUCCUGGCGGGCCCACUCUGCUCUUACAAAGACUACAUUACUUUCAUUGAAGGCAGGUCGUACCACAUGACACAGUCAGGUGAAAACGGAAAAGAAGAGGUGCAGUAUGAGAGAACAGAGCCAUCUCCAAACGAAGCCGUGGUUCAGAAACUCCUGGUGUGUGGGCUCUCCUUGCUCGUUCACUUGACCAUCUCCAACAUGUUGCCUGUGGAGUACAACAUUGACGAGCGCUUUCAAGCCACAGCUUCAUGGCCAACCAAGAUUACCUAUCUGUACAUGUCUCUACUGGCUGCCAGACCUAAAUACUAUUUUGCGUGGACCUUAGCUGAUGCUAUUAACAAUGCUGCAGGCUUUGGUUUCAGAGGAUAUGACAGAAAUGGAGCAGCUCAUUGGGACUUGAUUUCCAAUUUGAGAAUUCAGCAAAUAGAGAUGUCAACAAGUUUCAAGAUGUUUCUUGAUAAUUGGAAUAUCCAGACAGCUCUUUGGCUCAAAAGGGUGUGUUAUGAACGGGCCUCCAUCAGUCCAACCAUCCAGACUUUCUUUCUCUCUGCCAUUUGGCAUGGGGUAUACCCAGGAUACUACCUGACCUUUUUAACAGGGGUAUUGAUGACAUUAGCAGCACGAGCUAUGAGAAACAACUUUAGACAUUAUUUCCUCAAAACUCCCCAACUUAAAUUAUUUUAUGACAUCAUAACAUGGGCAGUAACUCAAAUAGCAAUAAGUUAUACAGUUGUGCCAUUUGUGCUUCUUUCUAUAAAACCAUCAUUCACGUUUUACAGCUCCUGGUAUUACUGCCUUCACGUCUGUAGUAUCUUAGUAUUAUGGUUGUUGCCAGUGAAAAAGACUCAAAAAGGAAAGAAUAUACAUGAAAACCAUCAGCUCUCACAGUCCAGAAAGGUUGACGAAAGAGAAAAUUCUUUGGGAGAGGACAGUUUCCCCACAACAAACAGCAUUUGCAAUCAGAACCAAGCAAAAGCCUCUAGACCACCUUCCUCAAGGCAGUGAUGGGGAGGCCUUCCUGCUGACUGCCUUUCUUGUGUUCACAGAAACCAGUCUUAGCACCUUCACAAGGGGUUUGUGUUUGUUUGAAAAGAGAUUAACAGGGGGAAAUGGGACAGCUAUAGGUAGGGAAUUUCCUGUAAACCAGAGUGGAAAAGGAAAGAAGCAGCCCUCCCAUGCCAUGUCCCUAUGGGCCACGCCUUAUAUAAAAAUAUUUUCCUAUUUCAUGGGGCAUUCCAACCUCAGCAUAUGCCCACAAGGUCAUAUGUGUGCCCUGUUGCCGAAUGUAUGUUGUGUACCCCAAGGCACUGCAGAGGUGGGAAACUUAUCGUGUCCGUCUGAAUGAUUGAGGGGGUUAACUUUUCCAAAUGAAUGUCUUGCCUUAAACCCUCUAUUUCCUAAAAUAUUGUUCCUAAAUGGUAUUUUCAAGUGUAAUAGUAUGAGAAGAUUAUUUCAAUAUUUGAUGUUGUAUAAUGUAAAGGAAUUUAGAAGGAAUUUGAAACAGGAUAUUUAAGAUGGUAGAUACUUUUAAAAUGCAAUAAACAUCUCAGUAUUUGAAGGGUUUUCUUAAAGUAUCUCAAAUGACUACAGUGCAUAGUGAAACUGUAACAGUAAUGGAUGCCAAAUUAUAGGUAGCUUAUUUUGCUGGAGAGCUUAAUUAUCUUGUGUUAGUCAGAGAGUCCUUCCAGGAGGAACUUCUUAAACAUAAUUAAAGGUUGGUAAUGUGAUAUUUUAAGCUUAUUUUCUUAAAAAAGAGAAAAUGAGGCAGGAAAGUAGGAAUGAAAAAAGCUCUGUGAGACUUGGAGCUAGAAACAGUUCCCCCUUUCUGCAUGGGGUUCUGUGUGACUGUCUAAGACAUAAAAGUUUAAAAACUGGGUAAUACUUUGUCAAGUGAAAUUUAUCAAGCAUAAAUUAUAUAGAAUUAGAAGAGAUAAUGAGAGUAACAGUGAUAGACUGCUUUUUUUGAAAGAAGUCUCUAGUAAUUAGGGUUCUGUCUGGCUAAUCAAUUUCCUAUCCUUGUCACUUUAAUUCCUAUGUGGAAAAGUUUUAGGGAAUCAAAAACUUAAAAGACAUGGAGACUGAAUGACAUUUUUGAGACUAAUAGAAAUUAGUUUCCAGAUGCUUUUAAAUUUCUCACAUUAAAAUUUUGUUGUUAACUCCUGCUAAGAUGAGUUUUAGAUUCUGUAAGAAGAAAACUGUGAUUUCUUCUUAUGGGCCAUUUCUACCAUGAAUAAUCUUGCCUUGAAUUCCUGGGCAUCUCCUUUAGUCUGCAGAGUAUUGUGCUGGCUGCAGUAGCAAGAGCAGGAGCUGGGACUGGAGGCCAGGUGGUACAGCUGGGCCCAGCCACAGAUGGUCGGUCACCCUGUGGCAGGGAAGGCAGACGAGGCCUUCCAACCUCACCGUUGCUUGACCAAUCUUUGGUGGAACUUUUCUUUUUGCCUUAAAUUUUUAUGAAAUGAAAUUAUAUGUCUAUGAUGAGUCUCUUUUUCUGAUCACUAAUAAACUUAUAAAUGAAGUAAAGACAAAACAAAAAUCUGACAUAA